Molecule: messenger RNA, 2181 nt
Organism: Lasiodiplodia theobromae
Lineage: Eukaryota; Fungi; Ascomycota; Dothideomycetes; Botryosphaeriales; Botryosphaeriaceae
Exons: 1
Coding region: 1-2181 (726 amino acids)
Source: RefSeq, a predicted model, not a curated record
AUGAUGAGCUCGGGCGCCUUCUACGCCGCCGCCGCCUCCGGAGACCGCCGCAACAGCGUACCGAACGACACAACCUCCGCAGCAGCCGGCGAUGGCCAGACCUACGAAAUUCCGCCGACCGCCGGCGGACAGUCCACCGUGGCGUACGGGCAGUCGACGACGCCCAGUAGUCUGGAGGGCAACAUGGCAGAGCUCCUUGAAGCUGCAGCGAAGGCGACGACCGAGUCGCAGCGGCACGCCGCGGCGCAGCAACAACAGCAGCAGCAGCAGCAGGCGGGAGGAGGUGCUGCGGGGUUGCGCAAGGUAGCGCGCGUCACGGACUUAAGGGGCACGGCCAUGCAGGAGGAGGCGCUAUCAGCCGUGGGGCAGAAGCGCAAGAGGGCCGUCACGCCUUCGGGCGUGGGCGAGGGCGGUAGCGAUAUCCAUGGUAUAGAGGAAGGAGAGGGACAGGAAGGUGGGCGCGCGGGGAGUCAGAGCCCGCGAAAGCGCGCGAGGCAGACGCCUACGACGGGAGUAGCGGAGAUGCAACACCAUGCGUCUUCAGCAGAUAUGCACCAUUACCACCACCACCAGCAGAGUCCAACGAUGAUCCACCACCAGCAGCACCAGCAGGAAGGUUUUGGACUCACGGAUGCAAGAGCUGUGGGCGUGCACUCGGCGGCAGCUCUCUUCCGGCAGCCAUCAGCUAGCAGCGCGGCGAAGAAGCACACACGACCGCCCAUGUCGAAGCUGUUCGCAUCGCUGCAGCUAACACCGGAGAACUUUCUGCGGCUGCAGGCGGCGGCCAAGACAUACAUGCUGGACGAGGCGCACCCCGAGCGACAGAGCUGCGUGGGUAGCAGGGGAAAGGGGGACACAGACAUGGUCAAGCUGCGGCUAUUCAACUGCUGCCGCGACUUUCUGAACGACGGCAUCGGCGAGCGCUUCUUCGGUCCGGAUGUGCCUGCGCCAACAGAGAACGAGGUGUUGGAGGGCGAGACGAUGCCGGGUCGGAAGUGGGUGUGGCCGCGCGACGGGAACAAGAUCGUCAGCCUGGUGACGCCGCUGCUGCGGCGGAUGGUGACUAAUGAGCGGCAGCGGCAGUACGCUCAGGAGACGCGGAAGGGAACGGGAAAGAAGACCAAGACCGACACUGCAUCUCGCGAUACUUCCUCACAAGACGCCGCGGCCGCUGUUGCUGCUGCUGCUGCCGCCGCCGCUGCCGCCGCUUCAGCUACCGCAACCACGCCAUCAUCCACAGCACCUUUCGAUGCCAGCCAUUCUCCACCUAAUCUAGCCAUCGACCCUUCAUUAAGCACGCCUCAACCUCCUCAGCCUCCCCUGACCCAUGCUCCGCCACCCAACCUACAAUCACAUUACCCAGCAGUCGCCCCUCCACAGCCGGCACCUUAUGGCCCUCCACCAACGCAGUACCCGCGCUUCCUGCAGACGCAGCCGGCACAAUCGAUAUACAGCACAGCGGUGCCGGCUGGUCCUCAUCCAACAGGGGCGAACAGUGACCAGGACCACCACCACCAACACUUCCACCAUCACCAUCAGCAGCAGCCUCCGCCAGACCAGAACGUGAUUCAGGUGCUUAUUACCAAGAACAACACCAAGCUCCUGCCACGCAUUGACAUGCCGUCCUGGCCUAGCACGCCGCACCACACCUUGCCGUUGGCAGACCUGCGGCGAGCCAUAGAGGAGGAGGUCAGGGGGUUGUUGAAGAGAGGAUUGGACCUGGGGAUCAGGCGGGCGUCUCCGACAAAAACGCCGACGAUGGCAACAACAGCCCCAGCCACGGCAAGCAGGGCCGGAGAAAAUGUCGCCCCUGCUACUACCGCUACAUCCUCUACCGUUGCAGAAACUCAACAGCCAGCCGAUGUUGAUAUGGGGGAGGCAGGCAGCGAUGAGCAGCAGCAGCAACAGCAACCAGACAUGGACCAGCAAAAGGAGGCGCCGCCAGUUAAAGAGGGCGUUGCAAACGAUGGCGACGGCUCCACCCUGCAGUCCCAACAACAGCAACGGCAGGCACUGGAAGACGAACCCGGUAUCGAUGACAUCACCCUCGAGAUCCGCGCGCUAACGGGCCGUGGCCUCGUCCUGAUAACCGGUGACGACGAGUGGCGCGCCGUUCUAGCCGAGGUUGGGCGCGCCGUGUGGAUGGAGGGCGUGUUGAGAGUCGUUGUGGAGGUCAUCUGA